This is a messenger RNA of Sebastes umbrosus (honeycomb rockfish), 3452 nucleotides long. RefSeq names its product SPARC (osteonectin), cwcv and kazal like domains proteoglycan 3 (gene spock3). NCBI's taxonomy places the organism in Eukaryota, Metazoa, Chordata, Actinopteri, Perciformes, Sebastidae. The transcript is spliced from 12 exons. The coding region runs from base 160 to 1353 and encodes 397 amino acids. Gene Ontology annotation, molecular function: calcium ion binding; protein binding. The record is from RefSeq and is a predicted model, not a curated record.
CGUUUUCUGCUGCGCACAGACAGCCGGUGCGGAGAGAGAGAGAGAGAGAGAGAGAGAGAGAGAGAGAGAGAGAGAGAGAGAGAGAGAGAGGGCUGUUAUUACUAGUGACAGAAAACGGCAGCGAGCACAUACAGUCUGGAUAGCAGCUGAUGCGACAAGAUGCUGAGCGUCGCCUUGCUGUGUGUGUGCGCCGUCGCCUUCGGACACGUCUCUGCUCGCUCCGACAGCGGCAAUUUUUUGGAUGAUAAGUGGCUCGCUGGGAGAUGGGAUAAAUUCAGAGAUGAAGUGGAGGAGCCUGGAACAUGGACUCCAUCCAAGCCCUUCGAUCAAGGCCUUGAUCCAGCCAAAGACCCCUGUCUUAAGAUCAAAUGCAGUCGCCACAAGGUGUGCGUGGCUGAGGAUUAUAAGACUGCUUCUUGUGUCAGCCAGAGGAGAGUUAGUUUUAAAGAUGCCAGUUUGUACCAGAGUCCGGGGUCAAAGUGCAAACCCUGCCCUGUGGUUCACCCCGCUCCAGUUUGUGGGACUGACGGCCACUCCUACUCCACCAAGUGUAAGUUAGACUACCAGGCAUGCAUCACAGGAAAGAAGAUCGCUGUGAAGUGUUCUGGCAUGUGUCCCUGCCCCUCUCAGCCUGAACAGAGCUCUGCAGAGAAGAAAGUGUGCAGCGAGUCGGACCUGAAGGAGGUGGUGAGUCGUCUGAGAGACUGGUUCAGAGUGCUGCAUGAGAACGGCAACCACAAGAGAGUCAAGAUCCCGAAGCCUGAGAAGAACAAGUUCGAGAUCGGGGCUUCACCUAUCUGUAAGGACCCCCUGGGCUGGAUGUUCUCCCGACUGGACACAAACUUUGACAUCCAGCUGGACCAAUCGGAGAUCAAGAGCCUCUAUCUGGACAGGAACGAGCCGUGCUCUGACGCAUUCUUCAAAUCCUGCGAUACGCACGCCGACAAAGUUAUAACCAGCUCUGAGUGGUGCACGUGCUUCCAGAGGUACACAGAUUCCCCUUGUAAAGCAGAGCUGUCCAGUAUCAACAAAAAGCAAGCAGGGAAGAAACUGCUUGGUCAGUACCUGCCAUCCUGCGAUGAGGAAGGUUACUACAGGUCUCACCAGUGUCACAGCAGCAGCGGCCAGUGCUGGUGUGUCGAUCGCUAUGGCAACGAAGUGGCCAGCUCACGCACCCAUGGCCCUGCAAACUGCGGCGUGAUUUUGGAGUCUUCUGGAGACCUCGGCAGCGGAGACUCGCUGUUCACCGAUGACGACGAAGACUCCUUCGUCCUCGACGAGCAGGCCGGAAUGGAUGACGAGGACGACGGAGAUGAGGAUUACGACGACGACAACGACGAAUAUCUGUCGUAAUUUCCCCCCAAAAAAAAGAAAAAGAAAAAAAAGAAAAAAGAGAAAACUGUUUGUUUGGUCAAACUGCACGUUUCUAGGUGACUCCCCAGGCAGAUACUUAAUCGUACUAACAGCCUAUGGACUACUCUCUGUGUAUUGUUUGUUCAUAAGUAAAGAAAAAAAAACAAUUCCUGGCAAACGUUUAUGAUUUCUCUUCCUCUCUAAGUAUAAAAUAUGGUUAUUGGCACUUGUUCACUUGUGUGUCAGCCAACCAGAGAACAUGACAAGGACUUUAUCGACAACCAAUCCAGUGCUUUGGAUUUGGUCACGUGUGCAAAGACCCCUCCCUUCAUUGGACAGUCCAUGUCUUCUAGUGUUGUCCUGUCCUUGUGCAGCACUCUGAUGCCUGAGUCUGUUGAUGCCUGAGGCGCAAUGUUAAAGAGAUUUACCCUUCUUCAUUCCUUCAUCCUCUUCCUCUACUCCCCCCACCCUUUACUCCUUAUCAAAUGUUCCUGUGUAUAGGUGGGAUGUUGAUGAUGUAGAUAAGAGAAUAUUGCACUCUUUAGGUUUCUUUUGAUCUUGAUUUGUAAUCGUGACUGUAACUGUGUGGAAAAACAAGAUAAGAGUUAGACAUGCUUCAUUAGGAGAAUUAAGGCAAAAAAAAACAACAAAAAAAAAACAGUGUGAGUUGGAUAACAAUCAGAACCGACAUGCUAGCUGUUUUCACAGAGACACAAAUCAAGUCAAAUCAUCUCAAAGGCUCAGCAACGAGGAAAGACGAAUUACUGCUUGGCCGGUGGUGUUAGGGGGGGGUAAAUAUUAUUAUCUAUUUUUCUAAUCCAUUGUUGGAUGAAUCCAGAACAUGAAACAGAUUUGUCGUGGCAUGUCUAAUACUGCGUGAUGUUGUUUCAGUCUGAAGCUAAACCUUUGUGGAACUCAAAACAUAAUAGAGCUUGAGGGGCUGAAAUUUCCCUCAAGCGUGUACAGAUGAAACUGCACUUGCAUAGUUAUGAACCGUUUGAGCCACAAGUCUGUGUGAUCAAAAAAAACAAAAAAAAACAAUGUUUACUGACCUUUAAUACAGUCAGUGAGCUCAGAGAUAACCUCAUUACGGCUCAGAAGUGGAGUUGAUGUUUUAAAUUUUACGUGUUUUGAGCACACGGUAAUAAAACCACAGAGCCAUGCAGUCUGGCGGGGGAUAAAGGGGUGAGGUGUGCCUUUUUCCGGUAAGGACAGAUGGUGGUGAUAGUGUGAGAAGAAGCAUGCUUACUGGGCUGACUUAAGCUCGUCAUUACACCGCAUAAGAGUGGCUUUACUGUCAAGCUCGGAUACUACUUGGGUUUUGGUAUGGCUUGUGUUUUGGGUCUCUCUUACGGUGGUGUUACAUAGGCCAUAAUCCAGAUCUUUUGGUUUGUUACAUAGGAUAGCUAGAAUGUAGAGAAGCACAGAUAUACUUAACAGUUAAGGCAUAAAAAAACACUUAGAUUCUGCUGGAUUUGAAGAUGUUUUAUAUAUUAGUACACUGGCUAGAGGAAGCUUUGGUUUAGACGGCUUUAUAUGAAAAAAAAAAAAGAUGAUCAUCUUACAGUGUUUUGCUUUUACUUUGUUUAAAAGGCUUGAUUUGUACCUGAUCUGCUCUAACUACUUAUCGUGUAUAUCUGUCAGGGUUGAAAACUGAUCCCAGAUUUGUGUAUUCUUGACGAGUCCUGUGACUGUUUAUGCAGACCUGGGAUUAGCUGAGCUCCUAUGUUAAUUUUCAAUUAUUAAUCUGCCUUCGGGCUUCAUUUUCAAUCUGUUGAAAUUCCAUGUUAAGACCUGAAAAGUGCCAUCUAACUGUCCGAUAGGUGUUUUUUUGUUUAAUUUUUUUGCUCCCUUCAUUCCUUUUAACGUGGAAUUUCAAUUCACUUUAAGAACUGGAGACCAUGCCAGUCUUAAAGUGUGCUGUUGUUUCAUGAGUGUGAUGACACGCAAAUCAUUUUGAUGACCUCAGACACUGUAGCCACUCUCAACCAAUCACACACUGUCAUCACAGCUCUGAUGGUGUUUCAAGGUUAUGAUAACAGAUGCAUUUUUUACAGUGUAUGUAUGAUUUGCUGAAAUAAAAGCUAUAUUGACCAAUG